Molecule: messenger RNA, 1646 nt
Organism: Cucumis sativus (cucumber)
Lineage: Eukaryota; Viridiplantae; Streptophyta; Magnoliopsida; Cucurbitales; Cucurbitaceae
Product: seipin-1
Exons: 2
Coding region: 209-1480 (423 amino acids)
Biological process (GO): lipid storage; lipid droplet organization
Cellular component (GO): endoplasmic reticulum membrane
Source: RefSeq, a predicted model, not a curated record
CACAUAAUUAAGUCAAGUAAUUUACCUUAAGCAAACUAUGCAUGCAGCAACAACAGCACUCCUUAUGCCAAAUGGUAAAUUAGUAAUUACACUCUGCCACGUACAUUCUCCUAUCACAUGCACCGUUUACACGUGUUAAACCCCUCCCAUUUCAUCUCAUCAAAGUUCCAUUCCCUCUCUCUGUUUCUCCAACUUCCCCCACUCCGCCAUGGACUCCGACUACGAACUCGAAGAACCCAACCGCCAAAUCCAAAUCCGAAAACCCACCGAUUUCUUCAACAAACUCGUAUUCCUCCAAGCCGAUUUGAUCUACAACGCCAUGGAGUUUGUGAUCGCUCCAGCCUACACUCUCCUCUCCUUGUUCGCAGAGUCAUUUCAGCGCGCAGAAGAGACGAAACACACAGUGGAGUCGGCCGUCAGAAAAUCCCCGUCCGUGGUGGCGCAGCGGGUGAAGGUGGCGGCGAGAAGGAUGAGCUACGGGGCUGUGGCGGCGGGGAUGAUGUGUAUGGUGAUGGUGUUGCUUCUAGUAGUGGCGAUGGGGGUGAGUGGGUUGGGGAUUAGGUACUGGAUAGAAGAGCCAGUGGAUGUUAAGGAGAAAUUGAAGUUUGAUUAUACUGAAGCUCGGCCUAGGGCUUUGUUUGGAACGGGAAAUGGAAACACAAUGAAAAUGAAGAAGAAGAAUUUGGGGAUUCCGGUUGGGCAUACGUUUUAUGUAUGUGUGGUUCUUUUGAUGCCUGAAUCUCAAUUCAAUCGGGAGUUUGGGGUUUUUCAGUUGAGUGCAGAAUUGAUAUCAACAAAUGGAAACGUAAUAACAAGUUCAAGUCAACCAUGCAUGCUCCGGUUCAGAAGCGCGCCGGUUCGGUUGGCUCGGACUAUUAUUACUAGCUUUCCCGUACUCGUAGGAAUCUCAAGCGAAGCUCAAAGGCUAAGUUUCCCCAUAUUAGAGCACAAGGAAGAAAAGCAGGAACGAAGCGCAGCCAUCCAGGUUACUAUUAGUCCUCGAAUUGGAACUUCAGCCCUCCCCGAGCUUUACGAAGCUGAUAUUCUAAUAAACUCGAAACCACCGAAGAUGAAAGAGUUGUUGCGCCGCUGGCAAUGGACUUGCUUCGUAUGGACGUCUAUGUAUCUAUACCUGAUGUUUGUAGUGAUGUUUAUGUUCUUUUGGAAGCCGGUUAUGUUUCGUGCAAUGACAUUGAGGCCGCAUCAGUUGAUCAGAGAUUUGGAUCAAGAUCCGAGGAGGAGAGAGGUGGAAGGGGAUGAGUCGUCGUUGGAUGAGAUGGCAGAGAUAACGGUGGAGUUGUUGAGGAAAUGGCAGGAGAUGAGGAGGAAGAGAAAGGCUGCCAUGUUUGGGUAUGGAUCAGGAGAAGAAGACGUAGGUUCCACAUCUGCGUCGAGCAUUAGUUGUAGUAGAGACUAUACAGCUGCUGUUUUCGAGGAAGAUGUUGGGGAUUCCGAGUCGGUGAUUCUAGAAGCUUCCUAGCUGGAUUUAACUAAUUAAUUAGCAAGAUCAUAUUAAUUGUAUAAUUGUAUUGUUUCAUUUAAUUGUUUGUUAACAGAUUAUAUUAGAUUAUUAACUUUUUAAUUGGAAAACUAAUCCUAUUUUAAUGGAGUACCAAAAUUCAUUAAAAAAGAUUCACUUUAUUGAA